Messenger RNA from Aaosphaeria arxii CBS 175.79, 736 nucleotides. Its product is annotated as WSC-domain-containing protein. Bases 165 to 623 code for a protein of 152 amino acids. The transcript has 5 exons. The record is from RefSeq and is a predicted model, not a curated record. NCBI's taxonomy places the organism in Eukaryota, Fungi, Ascomycota, Dothideomycetes, Pleosporales.
UGCAACACAACCUACAACAAUUGUUUAUCUUUCUCCUUAAACACGCAAUUGCGGAGUUUUGCGUCUUUGCUUUCUAUCCCAGUCGUUACAGACAUUAGCAGCCCACCUUAUACCUUCGUUCAGAUUCAUCUUGACUACCUAAUUCAUGAGCGAGACCAGGAGAAAUGGCGUUUACAUUUCCUUGGUUGAGGACAGCAGCUGCCUUGCCAUUCCUGCUAGCAACAUUGAGUUCUGCUCAACUUGGACCACCUACCUCGCCCCGUGCCAAUUGGAGUUAUACAGGAUGCGUCACAGACUCCGUAGGUCAGCGUAGCUUGACGGUUUGGGCCUUCAGCAGUGGUUCCAUGACCAAUGCUGCCUGUGUAUCCUCCUGUGUAGAUAGCGGAAAUUACUAUGCUGGUACGGAAUACGCAGGGGAAUGCUACUGCGGUAAAUCCUUGAGCAGUACCGCCGUAAUCGCCGACGAUGCAGACUGCAACAUGGCAUGCAAUGGCAACGCAGCAGAGCCAUGUGGUGGGCCGAACAGACUAACCGUUUUCAACACCACGAUACCAGCAGGCCCUGUUGGUCCCUUCGUGAAUCCAGGUGCUAACGGGUACCGAUCACUCGGUUGCUAUACGUAAGUUGCAUUCGAUCCUUUGCUCAAGUUGUCGGGCGUAGAGUAUCCUGUUUUGCAUGCUUGCCAUCCUCAUUCAGUAGUGUACCGCUGGAUUCACGUACCUCACUGCUCGUUCCU